This is a messenger RNA of Truncatella angustata, 2034 nucleotides long. Its product is annotated as WD40-repeat-containing domain protein. Gene Ontology annotation, biological process: negative regulation of transcription by RNA polymerase II. Gene Ontology annotation, molecular function: protein binding. NCBI's taxonomy places the organism in Eukaryota, Fungi, Ascomycota, Sordariomycetes, Amphisphaeriales, Sporocadaceae. Gene Ontology annotation, cellular component: nucleus; transcription repressor complex. The coding region runs from base 1 to 2034 and encodes 677 amino acids. The record is from RefSeq and is a predicted model, not a curated record. The transcript has a single exon.
AUGAAAGAUGCUCGCCGUUUCAUUCUGUCGCAGAAAGGUGGCAUCGAGAUUGCUCCGCUACAAGCUUAUACGUCAGCUCUUAUUUUUAGUCCUACUAAUAGCUUGAUAAAACAGUCGUUUGGUCAGGAGUAUCCCGCUUGGGUAGAAUUGAAACCGAAGGUUGAGGCAGACUGGAAUGCUUGCUUACAGACACUCGAAGGCCAUGGCGGUUGGGUGAACUUAGUCGCCUUCUCGAGUGACGGCCAACGAGUGGCAUCUGGCUCAACCGACAACACAGUUAAAAUAUGGGAUGCUACUUCAGGCGACUGUCUAAAGACACUCGAAGGCCAUGGCGGUAGCGUGAACUCAGUCGCCUUCUCGAGUGACGGCCAGCAAGUGGCAUCUGGCUCAUCCGACAACACAGUCAAAAUAUGGGAUGCCACUUCAGGCGACUGUCUAAAGACACUCGAAGGCCAUGGCGGUUGGGUGACCUCAGUCGCCUUCUCGAGUGACGGCCAGCGAGUGGCAUCUGGCUCAACCGACAACACAGUUAAAAUAUGGGAUGCUACUUCAGGCGACUGUCUAAAGACACUCGAAGGCCAUGGCGGUAGCGUGAACUCAGUCGCCUUCUCGAGUGACGGCCAGCAAGUGGCAUCUGGCUCAUCCGACAACACAGUCAAAAUAUGGGAUGCCACUUCAGGCGACUGUCUAAAGACACUCGAAGGCCAUGGCGGUUGGGUGACCUCAGUCGCCUUCUCGAGUGACGGCCAGCGAGUGGCAUCUGGCUCAACCGACAACACAGUUAAAAUAUGGGAUGCUACUUCAGGCGACUGUCUAAAGACACUCGAAGGCCAUGGCGGUAGCGUGAACUCAGUCGCCUUCUCGAGUGACGGCCAGCAAGUGGCAUCUGGCUCAUCCGACAACACAGUCAAAAUAUGGGAUGCCACUUCAGGCGACUGUCUAAAGACACUCGAAGGCUAUGGCGGUUGGGUGAACUUAGUCGCCUUCUCGAGUGACGGCCAGCGAGUGGCAUCUGGCUUAUGGGAUACCACGGUUAAAAUAUGGGAUGCCACUUCAGGCGACUGUCUAAAGACACUCGAAGGCCAUGGGAGUAGCGUGACCUCAGUCGCCGUCUCGAGUGACGGCCAGCGAGUGGCAUCUGGCUCAACCGACAACACAGUUAAAAUAUGGGAUGCUACUUCAGGCGACUGUCUAAAGACACUCGAAGGCCAUGGGAGUAGCGUGGCCUCAGUCGCCGUCUCGAGUGACGGCCAGCGAGUGGCAUCUGGCUCAUGGGACAACACGGUCAAAAUAUGGGAUGCCACUUCAGGCGACUGUCUAAAGACACUCGAAGGCCAUGGCAGUAGCGUGGCCUCAGUCGCAUUCUCGAGUGACGGCCAGCGAGUGGUAUCAGGCUCAUGGGACAACACGGUCAAAAUAUGGGAUGCCACUUCAGGCGACUGUCUAAAGACACUCGAAGGCCAUGGCAAUUGGGUGACCUCAGUCGCCUUCUCGAGUGACGGCCAGCGAGUGGCAUCUGGCUCAGACGACAACACGGUCAAAAUAUGGGAUGCCACUUCAGGCGACUGUCUAAAGACACUCGAAGGCCAUGGGAGUAGCGUGACCUCGGUCGCCGUCUCGAGUGACGGCCAGCGAGUGGCAUCUGGCUCAGACGACAACACAGUCAAAAUAUGGGAUGCCACUUCAGGCGACUGUCUUAAGACACUCCUUAUUGCUAAUACCAUGCAUAACCUCUUGUUCGACCUAGAAAACAACUCCUGGCUCGUAACUGAUAGAGGUGGACUAGAUCUGGGAACAUCUUCUCCCAGCUUUUUAACAACGACUCAAAGUGCUCUACCGAACGAGUACAGCCAUUACGGAUAUGGUAUUAGCACGGAUGGCAAAUGGAUUACAAAAGACAAUACCAACCUUGUUUGGCUACCUCUAGAAUACCGUCCCACAAAGUUAAGAGUAGCAGGAACGACCAUUGCGAUGGGUUGUGCAUCAGGUUGUUUGUGGAUGAUUCGACUAGCUCAGGAUAUAGGCAGCGGGUAA